Messenger RNA from Funneliformis geosporum, 1767 nucleotides. NCBI's taxonomy places the organism in Eukaryota, Fungi, Glomeromycota, Glomeromycetes, Glomerales, Glomeraceae. The record is from the annotation of a GenBank genome assembly.
AUGUAUUCUAACGAGGCUAUGGAAUCACAACGCGUUAGAUCAGUUGUUGGAAGUGUAAAUGGAAAGUCUACACAAAGGAGAACGGGUGGAAAUAAUCAAACCGCCACCUCACGAUUAUUCAUGAAUGCUGUAAAGGACGCAAGUAAAAGUGCACGACAUCCUGGAGAGAGGUCAGAGGAAAAUGUGUCAUAUAGAUCUGAUAGAUCUGAACGUCAUUCUAAACGUCCUUAUAGUCCUACUAUGGAUUAUCAUAAAGAGGAUCAAAAAAUAAAAUCUCGCAGAGUCGAGAAUGAAGUUGAAUAUGAUCUUUUAUUUGAUAGUCAAGAUAGAUAUUCACGAGUAGGAUUCGAACAUCGAAUUAAUGAUCAAGGAUUAUAUAUACCUUCACCACCAGAUUAUGAACGUAGUAGAUAUGUGAAUGAGAGGCGGCCUUCACAACAAAAUGUUAGGCCUUUACAACAACCAAUAAGUGUUUUAGAUCGACUGGGAAAGAAAGGAGGUCUAAUGACUGCAUAUAUUAAUCCUGCUUUUAUUCAAGGGUCCAGUGCUGCAAAUACGAACGCAAUACCGUUUCCAUCAGACUCAAAUAACAAUAUAACGCUUACUCCAAAAACUUCUCGAUGUCGCCAUUGGCCUAACUGUGACCUCGGAUCUACAUGUAAAUUUCAUCAUCCUACUGAAAUUUGUCCAAUGGUACCUAAUUGUCCCAAUUCUCCUAAAACUUGUUUAUAUAUCCAUCCCGCUAAUCAAGAUUUUGUUUCGUAUGAUCAGCGUGGUAGUAUAUAUAGACCUGGUGCAUUUGUAAAUGGUACAGGACAAGGAGCUUUCGGUCCUCGUUCUUCUGGUUUAGGUUCAUUCGGACAUGGUUCCAUGAGUCCUAUGAGUCAUGGAAUGUUCGGACAAAGUUCUUCAUAUCAAAGUGGUGCAUUUGGUUCAGGCGUAUUUGGACAAAAUUCCCAGAGACCAAGUGUCUCACAUGAAAAGAACACGUUUGAACAAACUUCAAACGUACAAAAUCAACGGGAAAAAGAAAAAAAGUCAGCAAAUAUUAUUUCCACUGAUACUAUCAAGAUGAAUCAAAUAUUUCAGGCACCUUUUUCAGUCACACCUUUAAAUACUAUGUCAGCAGAAUCAUCCUGUGAAAAGAAUGCUGUAACUCAACAUAAAACAAUUCCUUCAGCACAAAAUGCGUCUCCUGCUGUUUUAUGUAAAUUUAGUGAAAACUGUGCAAAUCCCAAUUGCUUAUAUGCACAUGCAAGCCCUGCAUCUGUUAGAUCUGGUUUUAAUACAUCUACUUUAGUUGACAUACCUUGCAAAUUUGGUUCUGAAUGUACUCAACCUAAAUGUUGUUAUUCACAUCCCUCUCCAGCAGCAAGUGUUGCUGCUCAAGAUCCCUGCAGGUAUUAUCCUAAUUGUCAGAAUUUAAUGUGCCCAUAUUUGCACAUUGAUUAUAACCAUACAAUUAAAGUUCCGGCCCCAUGUCGUAACGGAGCUCACUGUGCGAGACCCGGAUGUCAUUUUAUGCAUCCAUGGGAUAUGGAGACAGAUACUUCAAGCAUUCCGUGUAAAUUUGGAUUUAAUUGCCGAAGACCUGAUUGUGCAUAUGCUCACCCAAUCGGUAAAAAGAAAUAUUCGCAUAUUUCUGAACGUACUUUUGCUGUACCAGAAGAUAUGACAGAAAAGGUUCUUCCGUUCUCGGAAAAUCAAGAAGAACAUGAAUCUAUUGAUAAGGCCGAAGGGAAUUGGCAAGCACUUAAUUCUUUGUGA